UUCCGAGCAAAGCGAUAGGCACUUGAAUAGUCCAACUUUUAAUGUAUUCAGCCUGAACCUAGCCAGCAUAGCCUAUCCAGGCGGGCUAUUUGUUGACACUAGCUAUUCCUUUUCUGUUUGUCGAUUCUAUUAUAAUAUAUUUAUACCGACUGACAAUUUAGUCAACUCUGUAACGUUAGGCUGUCGAACAGAAUAUUACUGUGAGUCCCAACUUUUAAAGGAGGCUCACCUGGACAAGUGGGAAACUGUAUGGACCAGGCCUAAGAUGAAGAGCUUUAAAGCAAAGUUUAGGAAGAGCGAUGCCCAUGAAUGGAGCAAAAAUGAUGAGCGCCUCAUGGCAGCUGUGGAACAUGGGGAGGUAGAGAAGGUGGCCUCCCUCCUCACCAAGAAAGGAGCCAGCUCAUUCAAACUGGACAGUGAGGGCAAGUCAGCUCUCCAUGUGGCUGCCACCCGUGGUCAAACUGAAUGUCUGGCAGUCAUGCUGGCCCAUGGAGCGGACACAUCUGUCAUAGAUGCCUCAGGUUUUAGUGCUUUACACCUCGCUGCCAAAAACAACCAUCAGGAGUGUGCCAAAAACCUUAUACAGAGUAAAUGUGUGUUGGAUGCUCUGGACUGCUCAGGGAAGACAGCUCUUCACCAUGCAGCUGCCAGUGGAAACAUUGUGAUUGUCCAAACCUUAUGUGAGCGCAAGUGUCCGGUGAACGUCAGAGACAUGGAUGGCCUCAGCCCCCUGCUGCUGUCCGCCAGACACGCCCAUGCUGAUGUUUGUAGCAGCCUCCUGGACUGGGGAGCUGACGUCAACGCGUGUGAUAAGAACGGCAGGACAGCAGUGAUGCUGGCCAGUGAGAGCAGCAGUAUGUCUGUAGUGGAGGUUCUGGUCCAGAGAGGAGCUGCUCUUCAGGCUGUGGACUCUUUGGGUCAUGACGUUCUGCACUACGCCAAGCUGUCUGGCAGCAGUGAGAUCAGGGCCGUCCUCACUGCCGAGUUGCACAGUGCACACUCAGACAGCGACACCCCAAAGUCCCCCAAAACUCCUCAGCAUGAUCAAGUGGCUAGGUUAGGUGGCGAUCGAAGCACAACUCCCAAAAAACGAAAAGCACCUCCACCUCCCAUUAGCCCUGUGCAGAUGUCUAGUCCCAACUCUCCAGCGUACAUGACCCCAAAUGAAACUCCAGUCUGCAGUAAAAGUUGUGGAUUAAUAUUUAAUUAUAAGGAAGAGGAGUUGCGCGGCGUGUCUCAGGAGGUGGAGAAGCUACACGAGGAGAAGUGCAUGCUGCUGGAGACCAUUGAGAAACUGAAGCAGAUUGUGGACCAGACUGUGACUAUAAGCCAGACUGAGACGGAGCCGGGGCCGGAGCCCAAGGCAGAGGACUGUGGGAAGGCAGACUCAGCUCUGGUAGUAGCCCUACAUGCCAACAUUACAGCUCUGUCUCUGGAGAACCAGCAGUUAGCCCAAAUACUCAAGAAGCGUCCGUCUCCCCAGGGAGGUGAGGUUGGCCAAGAGGACUCGUCCCGCCCCAACAGUAUGAACUCUAAUGCCUCCUACCACAUCACCCACAAGUCCCCCAGCGAGCCCCUGCUCCAGCCCCAGGGGACGGAGGAGGAGGACAUGUCUGAGGGGUCUGCCCUGGAGCUCAGUAGCUCCUCCCUGAGACAAGAAGAGGAAGAGAGUGGGGAGCGGGGGAAGGGGGGAGGCGAGGAGGAGAUCCGACUGCUGAGGGAGACCCUAGGGAGAGUCCACUCCAAACUGCAGGAGACGCGGAAGGAGAACCGCACGCUCCAUGCCAGGCUCAAACCUGAGCAGGGGGAGGUGACAGGGAGGGAGGGGGAGAUGCUGCUGGAGAGUCUAGCAGAGCUCCAGGCCAAGCUGACGGAGACACAGGAGAAACACCAGCAGGCCAGAGAGGAGGUGCUGGCCCUCAUGGCACAUAUUGAAAGAGGAGGUGGUGGAGGAAGUGAAACGACAGAGCAAGAGCUCCAGAGACUGAGAAGCUCUCUGGAGCAGGAAGUGAAAGAGCUGAGGUCCCAACUGGCCCAGUCAGAGCAGCAGAGGGAGAGUGAUGUAGGCCGGAUCAGGGAGCAGGAGGCCAGGCUGAAGGCAGCAGACGACAGCGGUGAUCGGGAGAAGAGCCUGCUGGUGGACCGGUACAAGGAGGCGCAGGAGGAGAUCAGGAUGCUGCAGGAGGCUCUGAGGGGGACGGUCCCCGUGGAGGCAGCAGCUAAAGACUUUGAGGAGAUGAAAGGCGAGCUGGGGAGCGUGAUCGAUGGGCUGCAGCGCCGCCUGCUGGAACUAUCCAAGUCCUACAGUGAGGCCAAGAGUGAACUGAGCUCCACCAGGAACCAGCUGGAGGAGAUCCGGGCUGUCAAGUCUAAGCCUGGCAGCCCUGUAGCCUCCCCAGACAAGGAGCAGGCCAUGCUGAGAAGCAGAGUAGAGGAGCUGCAGGCAUCGCUAGCCGACACACAGAGCAAGUACUCAGCCUCUCUGGAGGAGAUUGCCCUCCUGAAGCAAGAGGCUGAGGCUCAAGAGUCAGUGGCGUUAUCUGACCACACCCAGGUGGUGUCCUCUCUGGGCAGCGCCAUCAAGGACUUGGAGGCCCAGGCAGAUGCUCUAAGACAACAGCUGUCCCAGAGGACCCUGCAGGUGGACACCCUACAGAACAGACUGACCAUGGAGAAGGACCACACACCGGACGACUCUAUAUCACGGCUGGAGCACGAGCAGAUGAGAGAGGGCCUGGAGAAGGAGGAGGGCAACCUGACACAGCUCCUCCAGGGGGCCCUGAGGAAGCAGGAUGAGAUGGCUCUGGAGGCGGCUGCAGCGUGGCAGGAACUGAGAGAGGGGAGGAGUGAGAGGGAGGCCCUGCAGGAGCUGGCCAUCAGCAGGGAGAAGGAGAACCACACUCUGAGCACCAAGCUCAGAGAAGCCCAGGAUGCAAUCGUUCAGCUGAAGAAACUGGUGGAGGAACAUGUCAGCUCAGAGAGAGAGAAGAAUAAGAAGAUUGAUGACCUGUCGAGAGAAGUGGGGAAAUUAAAGGAUGCCUUAAACAGCCUAUCCCAGCUGUCUUACAGUGCAGGCUCAGCCAAGAGACAGCAGACCCUGCAGCAGCAGCAGCUGGACAACCUACAGCAGCAAGUCAAGCAGCUGCAGUACCAGCUAGGGGAGUCAAAGAGGCAGCACCAUGAGAUAGUGUCCGUCUACAGGAUGCAUCUCCUAUACGCCGUCCAGGGUCAGAUGGAUGAGGAUGUUCAGAAAGCCUUGAAGCAGAUUCUGAUGAUGUGCAAGAUGCCAACAGAAGCCAAAUUAAGCGUCUGAAAUGGAACAGCCUAUCUGUUUACUGACCAUGCGGGAGAGGAGACUCAAGGAAACUAUAUCCUUGGUCUCCUAACCUAUCUGAUCUAUCACACUACAGUGCACGUGUGCCCAUCAAAAGCAAAGAUAAUGAUAAAACAUUUAAAUAAAAUACAUUCUUCAUCUGUCUACAAAUGAUGUCAGAGGGGACCUAUAAAGACUUGUUGUCAAUAGAUUCGACAGCCAUCCUAUCUUUGAACUAGCAGUGUUCGUUUUGUAAUGUUUUUUAGUUUUCUAGUCUGGCUAACACCUAACUCGAAGUCCUUCUGACUUCACAGUCUGAAAAGGCUAUUUUGAUGUUGUCGGCACGACCACUCACAGCCCCUGAGCGCCGUCCCUUCCAAUACAACUGUUGGAUUUUCAAAUCCAAACAACGUGAGGUCUCAACCCCCCAGGAAAGAAGCCAUUUUUGAGAGAACCAAUCAAAGCUCAACCCAUUUCUGCGCAAAUACUGCAUUCACAACAGACUCCUCUCCAGACCAUUGUGUCACAGCUCUCUUUCGGCUGUGUACCAUGUGAGUCGCGUCAGCCAGGCUAAUGGUUUUCAUGAUAUAAUCAAAAUGACUUUUUAGAUCUCUGCAUGCAACUUCCAAAAUCAACAAAAGAAGAACACUGCUAAACGCUUUAGCGACAC
Salvelinus sp. IW2-2015 is the source of this 3983-nucleotide messenger RNA. Lineage: Eukaryota; Metazoa; Chordata; Actinopteri; Salmoniformes; Salmonidae. The record is from RefSeq and is a predicted model, not a curated record.